Messenger RNA from Penicillium diatomitis, 1002 nucleotides. Its product is annotated as shikimate dehydrogenase family protein. The transcript has 2 exons. Bases 1 to 1002 code for a protein of 333 amino acids. Gene Ontology annotation, biological process: shikimate metabolic process; chorismate biosynthetic process. Gene Ontology annotation, molecular function: shikimate 3-dehydrogenase (NADP+) activity. NCBI's taxonomy places the organism in Eukaryota, Fungi, Ascomycota, Eurotiomycetes, Eurotiales, Aspergillaceae. The record is from RefSeq and is a predicted model, not a curated record.
AUGGCUGCACCAGCAAUUGAGACGACGGCUGCGUCACUACAGCCCGAGGAACCGAUUAGGAUUCCUGCUCAUCUCGACGGUGUGGCAUAUCUUUACGGCCAUCCAUUGCUAAACUCACUCUCGCCGCCUCUUCACCAGACAGUCUACAAUGCAUUGGAUCUCAAUUGGCAACAGCUUCCUCUGUCGAGCGCAAAUCCCAAAUUCGUCGGCUCCUCCGUUACAAUGCCGCACAAAGUCGCCAUCAUGCCCCAUCUGGAUGAUUUGACAGAGCACGCCCGUCAAGCGGGCGCUUGUAACACGAUAUUCAUCCGCAAUGAUCCCACAACAGGCGCUCGCCAAUACGUCGGCACCAACACAGACUGUGACGGUAUUCGCGAAGCCUUGUUGCAAAACUCGCCUGAUCCAUCACGUUUCCGCGGCAGACCCGCCUUGAUCAUCGGCGGUGGUGGUACCGCUCGUACAGCGGUCUACGUGAUGCGUCGAUGGCUUGGAUCGAGCCGAAUAUAUAUUGUCAAUCGUGAUGCCGCCGAGGUAGCAACGAUCAUGGCCGAGGAUCGUGCACGCAAUCCAGAUCCAACCGCCCAAGCACCUCUCAUCCACGUCACUGACCCUGAAGAAGCCGCUCGCUUAGAAUGUCCUGCGGCCAUUGUCUCGGGAAUCCCAAACUACCCCCCAAAGACGCCCGAGGAGAUCAAUGCGCGAGCAGUUAUUCGGUCAUUCUUGGGCUCUGCAUCCGAGGCAUCUCAGCAAGAGGGGGUGAUCCUGGAGAUGUGCUAUCACCCGGUGCCAUGGACAGACAUUGCUCAGAUGGCAUCCACAGCUGGCUGGAAGGUGAUUCUGGGAUCGGAGGCUCUCAUCUGGCAGGGCUUGGAGCAAGCCCGUCUUUGGACUGGGAGGGAUGUUGUCGGCACACCCGGGGUGGUGGAUGCCGUCAAGGCUGUGGUGAAUGGGUCCGUCGCCGAGCGGGCAGCCCACUUGAAGAGGGCCUCUAGCGUGUUGUGA